Molecule: messenger RNA, 2687 nt
Organism: Cannabis sativa
Lineage: Eukaryota; Viridiplantae; Streptophyta; Magnoliopsida; Rosales; Cannabaceae
Product: G-type lectin S-receptor-like serine/threonine-protein kinase At2g19130
Exons: 1
Coding region: 102-2558 (818 amino acids)
Biological process (GO): recognition of pollen; protein phosphorylation
Molecular function (GO): ATP binding; protein serine/threonine kinase activity
Source: RefSeq, a predicted model, not a curated record
CCAAAUCAGUGACAGAGUCAACACUUAAGCAGUAUUUAACUUGGCCAUGCUCGCAUAUGACUUGCAGCAAACUCAUUUCACCUUGUGUAUUUUCUUAAAGAAUGGCCAUAAUGGGCAUGAAUUAUUCUCUCAUUUAUGAGUUUCCUUUCCUUCUCUUACUUGUUCUCUUACAGGUUCAUACAUGCAUGGGGUCUAAUACCAUUUCUGCAGGUCAAUCUCUUAAUGGGAACCAAACAAUAGUCUCUAAAAACCAAGUGUUUGAAAUGGGAUUCUUCACACCAGGUAACUCUAGGAAUUACUACAUAGGAAUAUGGUACAAAAAGGCAGGUAACCAAACAAUUGUAUGGGUGGGAAAUAGAGACAAACAUGUUUCUAAUCCAUCUCUUUCAUCAUUGAAACUUUUAGAGAAUGGGAACUUAACCUUAGUUGCAGGGGGCUCAACUGUUAUUUGGUCAAGUAAUUCAUUCUCAAGGCUUCCAAAUUCAACAGUAGGAGUGUUGCUUGACAAUGGAAAUUUUGUCAUAAGAGAUGUUUCAGAUUCAUCUAUUGUAAUAUGGCAGAGUUUCACUCACCCAACUGACACCAUCCUACCUGGUAUGAUAAAUGGUUAUAAUAAGAUUAAGAAUGAGUCAAUUGUUUAUAUUUCUGUCAGGGGGUUGGAUGAUCCAGCGCCAGGGAAUUUCUCUAUUGAGAUGGAUGAAAACCCAACUAGCCUUUUGUUCAAGACCAAUGGCUCGGUAAGUUGGAGUGCUUAUUGGAUAGGGAGUGGUUUCACAACAGGUUAUGUUGACAAAAAGUGGACCAAAUUUCCUUAUGGUUUGGAUACUACUUAUGUUGAAAAUGAGAAGGAGAGCUACUUCACUUUUGCUCCUACUUCCCCAACCGCCUUGACUCGAAUGACCGUUGAAGCAUCAGGGAAGCUAUGUCAAUACAUUUGGAGGGAAAGCUCAAGGAAUUGGACAGAGAAUUGGUGUAUAUUAGCUGAUGGACUGCGUGAGUUCAAUAUGUUGUGUGGUCCUUUCACUGUGCGUGACAUAUACAAUACAACUCUAUGUGUUUGCUUGCAAGGGUUUGAACCCAAAAAUACAAAAGCUUGGGAGUUAGGAGAUGGCUUGGAUGGAUGUGUUAGGAGAGCUCCUUUGCAAUGCAAUGCACGAGAUGAUACGUUUGUAGAGGUACGAAACAUUGUCUUUCUAUCACAACCAGAAGAGAUAAAAGUUAAGAACAUUGAAGCAUGUAGAUUAGCAUGUUUGAGUAAGUGUUCAUGCAAUGCUUAUUAUUUUGAUGAUAGUUGCUUUAUUUGGGUGGAUGACUUGGUCAAUAUUGUCCCAAGCUCACCUCAUGAAGUUGGCCCAUAUUGGCACAUAAGAAUGGGAGCAUCCCAUUUGUCUGAGAGCAAGGUUGCAAAUCGAAAAACCACUUGGAUUGCUAUAUCAAUACUACUGGGGUGGUUGUUCUUAACUUUCUUAGGCAUUGGUUUAGUGUUUUUGGGAAUGAGAUAUUUUGUGGAUUCACUUGAAAGAGUGGAGGAUUCUCUAGUGUUGUAUAGGUACAAAGAUUUGAAACUUGCGACAAAGAACUUCUCCCAAAAACUUGGGGAAGGUGGCUUUGGUUCUGUUUACAAAGGGGUUUUGGCUAAUUCAACUUGUAUAGCUGUGAAGAAACUCAUGAGUAUGCAACAAGCAGAGAAGCAAUUUCGCGCAGAAUUGAAGACUAUUGGAGCAAUACAACAUGUUAACCUCGUUCGCCUUCGCGGGUUUUGUGCAGAGUCUUCAAGAAGAUGCUUUCGCGGGUUUUGUGCAGAAUCUUCAAGAAGAUUUCUAGUUUAUGAGUACAUGCCUAAGGGCUCACUAGAUUCUAGUCUUUUUGGGACAAGUCUGACUGUCUUGGAUUGGAAUGCCAGGUGCCGAAUAGCGAUUGGAGUGGCUAAGGGACUAUGCUAUCUCCAUGAAGAGUGUAGGGAAUGCAUCAUACACUGUGAUGUCAAGCCAGAGAAUGUCUUGUUGGACGAAGAUAAUAAUGCAAAACUUGCAGAUUUUGGACUUGCAAAGCUUGUUGGGAGGGAUUUCAGCCGGGUUUUGACAACCAUGAGAGGCACAAGAGGCUAUCUUGCACCAGAGUGGAUUUCAGGCUUAGCAAUCACACCAAAAGCAGAUGUGUAUAGCUAUGGAAUGUUGCUAUUUGAGCUCAUAUCUGGGAAAAGAAACAACACACAAUUGGAGCAAGGCAUGGAACAUUACUUCCCUUUUCGAGUUUCGAAGUCAUUGAGCCAUGGAGAAGAUGUUUUUCCUUUAUUGGACUGCAGGAUUGAAGGAAAUGCAGAGAGAGAGGAGGUUAAUAGAUACUGCAAAGUGGCUUGUUGGUGCAUUCAAGAAGAUGAAAAGAGUAGGCCAAAUAUGAGUCAAGUUGUACAAAUUUUAAUGGGAGUUAAAGAAAUUGAUUUGCCACCAGUGCCACUCUUUUUGGAGCGCCUUGCCGGAGUCUCUAUGGAAGCCAUGCACUACUAUCAAGUUACCACUUCUGGUGGUACCACUCAAUACUACUCAUUCUCAAGUUAAUGUUUCAUCUUAGUCUCUCAUAAUAAUAACAAAAAAGUUUACAUAUUUCAUUUCUUGAGUAAUUAUUGAUAGUAAAUGUUUGUUUUCUUUUAAAUAAAUGUGAUGUUGCAAAUAAUUUUAUUUUCGUAA